Messenger RNA from Paramisgurnus dabryanus, 3022 nucleotides. Lineage: Eukaryota; Metazoa; Chordata; Actinopteri; Cypriniformes; Cobitidae. The record is from RefSeq and is a predicted model, not a curated record.
GCAUUUUGCAAACAAACUCAAUCUGCUUUGCAAAGGAAAACUCAACUCGCAAACAAACUCGAUCUGCUUUGCAAAGGAAAACUCAACUCGCAAACAAACUCGAUCUGCUUUGCAAAGGAAAACUCAACUCGCAAACAAACAGAAAGCAAUAUUUCACAAAUAUAUACAAACCAUCCUACAAAUUGCAUGUAACCUUUGAACAAAUACCAAACCUAGUGCAUACAAAUGCAUACCUGACUGUUACGAGUGUGAGACAGUUGUCUUUUUAUGACAUCUCUCGGCUCUAUUUUCUCACAAAUGCAUCAAGGCAGAUUUUCUCACAAAUGCAUCGAGGCAUAUUUUCUCACAAAUGCAUCGAGGCAUAUUUUCUCACAAAUGCAGUUGAGCAACUUCCUCUUCCAAAACAGCAGAUGGCGCUAAGGGGAUCAGUUUAGCACUAUUCUCCCGGGAGAAGCACUGCUCUCCAUCACAGUAGGGGGCGGUAUGCACCUUCAAAGUUGGUUCGCAACCCGCUAUAAAACCAAAAGAAGAAGAAGGAGCAGCACUGCUUUGAAAGUGAAACGCGUGCUUAUAACAGCCGAGGAAAAUGAGCGGUGAACAGCCAGAGUAUGCACUCAUUGAAAGUGCAGCAAGAAACUUGCUGUCACUCAUAACGGCAACAGCUGGUCAGGAACAGGUUCAGGGUCAGAGCCAAUCCCGGGGUCUGACUCUAAAUCCGCCUGAAUCCCGGGGUCUGACUCUAAAUCCGCCUGAAUCCCGGGGUCUGACUCUAAAUCCGCCUGGCAGUCAAAAUCCGGGAUUGAGACAGCCCAGCAUUCAUCAAGAGAUGACUAGGUCCUUUCCUAGUAUGUUUAGGAAAGAAAGAACCAGCUCCAAACGCAAAUUUCCUACUUCAGUGACAAAAGCUGUUGUAGCCCCCACAAAGCAUACUAGUCUGCAGUUUUACUUACUCCCAGCACCAACAGAUAGGACCCCACAAGGAUCUCAAGAACUUAAAUUGCUAAUGGCAGGGUUAGGUAAACGCCAUAUUUCUUUACCAGAUAACAGCAACCAUGCAGAGAUUACAGCAUCUCUGGCAGUUGAAUAUCCUAAAUUGGAGAACUUAAUUGGUGGAUGGCUUUUAUACAAGGCGUCUGGUGGAAGUGGCCAGAGGAAAUUGACAGUGAUCCCACCAGAAUCAGAGGGCUACACAGCAAAGCUACUUAAGAGCUCAACUAAUAAUGGAAGGCAUAUGCUUUUCAUUGUUCCCCUUCAGGAUGAAAUUGAUAUUUCACCACUUCCUUUUGAUGCCCCAGAGUUCAGCAAAAUGCCAAAAUCACAAUGCAAGACAUGUGGUGAAACUUUGCCAUUACAAGCUCUAGCUUUGCAUGUAGAGUCAUGUAGCAAGCCAGACAGUGACCAAGAGGCAGAAGAAGAAUCAAGUGAUUGCUUGGAAGCAAGUACACAGAUUGUCUCUUCCCCUGAAACAUCUUUUAAAAGUGAUCUUACCAAUAAAGAAGACCAAUCCGCCACAAGUAAAAGGUGCCCAAUAUGCCAAGUUAUGUUCCCUGCUGGUUAUAUCGAGAUUCAUGCCAGUGCUUGUGGAGAAAGUCAGUGUCCUGUUUGGGAUUUGUUAGACAUUGAGACAGUGGAUGUUGACACUGCGGAAGAGGCUGGCCCGUCAGGCAUAGCUUCCCACACUACACCCAACCAUAAUCUAUCAUCUACUUCGUCAGCAUCACUGUCUGAUUUUACUGAUGAAGCAAAGGAUUGGAAAACUGCACCAGGCCCCAUUAAGGCAGCUGAAUUGUACAGGCAAUCUUUAAUCCAAGUUCAUGCAUUUGAGAAACCAUUGUACUUACAUCUUGACCUUACAAGCAGCAUCUCGGACCAAGAAGGCUCUCUCAUUGCUUUUUACAAAGCAUGUAAUGCGAAAUGGGCAUGUCCUCUGAAAACCAGGCUUGAAGGGGAUCCUGCUGUUGGAGAAGGUGUAAACCGUUUUUUAUUUUCAAUGACUACACAGAAACUUAAAUGUGGUUUUCACCUUAACUUUGGAAAUGCUAAUAUUACAAGGAUUUUUGAUGGCGAGCCAGAUCAUCUCGUACCAUCUUCAUCUGGACAUCUGGUGGAUAGUGACCUGUUUCUGAUGGCUGGUAGAAUGAUCGGUCACUGCUUUCUUCAUGGAGGGCCACCCUUGUCAGGACUUAGCCCUGCUGUUGUCCAUGUCAUUUCCGGCGGCAGUGCCGAAACAGCUGUUGUACAGAUUUCAGACUGUCCAGAUUUUGAUUUGCGUCAGAAAAUCGUGCUGCUUGAAGGAGAAUCUGAACUAACACCUGAUGAGAAGGAGAGCAUUAAUGAUUUGUGCUUGUCGUGGGACCUACCUCCAGUGAACAAGGCUAAUCGACGAUGGCUUUAUGAGAGGCUUCUACAUCAUGCGGUUAUCGGACGAACUAUGAGGCAAAUCAAGCAACUUCGAAAAGGACUAAAGGAGACCAUGCUGUGGCCACUACUUUGUCAGCGUCCGGAUGUGCUUCCAGUCAUUUUCCCACGAGAGAAAAAUGAUGUGUUGACCCCAGAGUGUGUCAUAAACAGCAUCAGCUGGCCUUCCAUGGUGGAAAAUGAUGAAGACAACGAUGACGAAUGCUCUUUGGAGGAUAAGAGCCGGGUUGCUGGCUACCUUCGUCAGUUCAUUGAAAGUGCAUCUAGUCAUGACCUGAAGGCCCUCUUUAAGUUCUGGGUCGGUUGGGAGGUUCCCACUACUUCCCUUAAACUGGAGGUAACGAACUGUAACCUACCUAAGGCAUCCACAUGCUUUGAGACGCUACGGCUUCCAUCACGGUAUCAUGACUACCCAGCAUUCAAGAAAGAACUACUUGCCUGCAUCAGUACUGUAGAUACAGGAUUUGGGCUGGUGUAAUUACUGUUAAUUAACAGUACUAGGCCUAUUUGUUGUUUUGUUAACCAUCUAUAUCCAUUAAUUCUAACCAAACGUUGUUCAUGGAUAGUGAGAUGGAAUUGUUUAUAUAAUGUAAAAAAAAUAUUU